Topomyia yanbarensis is the source of this 2224-nucleotide messenger RNA. RefSeq names its product protein sly1 homolog (gene Slh). Lineage: Eukaryota; Metazoa; Arthropoda; Insecta; Diptera; Culicidae. Gene Ontology annotation, biological process: intracellular protein transport; endoplasmic reticulum to Golgi vesicle-mediated transport. The record is from RefSeq and is a predicted model, not a curated record. Gene Ontology annotation, molecular function: syntaxin binding. The transcript is spliced from 6 exons. The coding region runs from base 147 to 2051 and encodes 634 amino acids. Gene Ontology annotation, cellular component: cytosol; Golgi membrane.
GUCAUUCAUAUAUUUUUGUCCACGAAUGUAUUUUGCAGAAUUAAUGUAGGGUUGGUUAAUCCAUUCUAAAAUUGUGAAAAUAAUUAGUUUUUACGGUGAAAUACCUUUAGUUAGUUAGUGUUUUCGUAGCUCAGCUUAGUGACAAAAUGUUGACUUUAAAAGAUAGGCAAAUUAAUGCAAUCAAGCAAAUGCUUAACUUGAACCAGCCACAAACAAAAGCCCUAGCCGCGGAACCUGUAUGGAAACUUUUGAUCUAUGACCGUAUUGGGCAGGAUAUUAUUUCGCCGUUGAUCGCCAUCCGGGAGCUACGUGAACUGGGAGUUACAUUGCAUAUUCAGUUGCACUCGGACCGUGAUUCGAUUCCGGACGUCCCGGCAAUCUAUUUCUGCGCCCCGACGGAAGAGAACUUGGGUCGCAUAGCACAAGAUUUUCAAAAUGGACUGUACGAUGUGUACCACUUGAAUUUUAUUUCACCGAUUUCUAGGCAACGGUUGGAGGAUUUGGCUGCUGCAGCCCUGCAGGCAGGAUGUGUAGCUAAUAUACAUAAGGUUUACGAUCAGUACGUAAAUUUUAUAACGCUGGAGGACGAUAUGUUUGUGUUAAAGCAUCAGAACAGUGAUUUACUGUCGUACUACGCUAUCAAUCGAGCAAACACGCAAGACUUUGAAAUGGAAGGAAUUAUGGAUAGUAUCGUGGAUAGUCUUUUUUCGGUGUUCGUAACACUGGGGAAUGUUCCCAUCAUUCGUUGUCCGAAGAACUCCGCCGCCGAAAUGGUGGCUCGUAAGUUGGAGAAGAAAUUGCGUGAGAAUUUGUGGGAUGCGCGGAACAAUCUGUUUCACAUGGAUGCGACCCAGACUGGGACGUUUAGUUUCCAACGUCCACUGCUGAUUUUGAUGGAUCGGAAUGUGGAUAUGGCGACCCCACUUCAUCACACGUGGACGUAUCAAGCUCUUGCUCAUGACGUUUUGGAAUUGUCCCUUAAUCGGGUAAUUGUGGAGGAAGAUAGUGAAAAAGCUUCAUCCACAGGUGCAAAAUCGAAAAUGAAGGCCUGUGAUUUAGAUUCGAGAGACAAAUUUUGGAGUUCACACAAAGGCAGUCCAUUUCCGAUGGUAGCCGAGGCGAUCCAGGAAGAGUUGGAGCAGUAUCGAUCAUCGGAAGAUGAGAUCAAAAAGCUAAAAUCAACGAUGGGCAUUGAUGGCGAAACGGAUGUGGCCUUUUCGAUGGUCAACGACAAUACGGCCAAGCUGACCAGUGCAGUGAACUCGCUGCCCCAGCUGAUGGAAAAGAAACGACUAAUUGAUAUGCACACGAAGAUUGCGACGGCUGUUCUAAACUUUAUCAAAGCUCGCCGAUUGGAUUCCUUUUUUGAGUUGGAGGAAAAAAUUAUGUCCAAACAGGCGCUCGAUCGGGCGUUGGCAGAUGUUCUAAAAGAUCCAGAAUUUGGAACUUUGGAAGAUAAGAUGCGGCUGUUUAUCAUCUACUAUAUUUGCAGCAACGUGGUCGAUGCCGAGUACCAGAAGCUGGAGCAGGUGCUGAGGGAGUGUGGCUGCGAUCUAACUCCGAUGCCGUACGUGCGAAGGUGGAAGAGUAUAAUGAAAAGCACAGUUACAAAUCCCAACCAGUACGAAGGAAGUGGCACUAAAACUGUAUCCAUGUUUUCGAAGCUGGUAACGCAAGGCUCGUCUUUUGUGAUGGAAGGCGUCAAGAAUCUAGUUGUUAAAAGACACAACCUACCGGUCACAAAAAUAGCCGAGCAGCUGAUGGAAUGCCGAGCUGGUGGGGAAGUAGACGAGUACCUGUACUUGGAUCCCAAGCUGCUAAAGGGAGGCGACGUAUUGCCGAAAAAUCGUGCCCCAUUCCAAGACGCCGUCGUUUUUAUGGUAGGCGGCGGAAAUUACAUCGAGUAUCAGAAUUUGGUGGAUUUUAUCAAAUCGAAGCAAACUGCAACCGGUAAUCGACGGAUUAUUUACGGAGCUUCAACACUGACCAAUGCGAAACAGUUUUUGAAGCAGCUAUCUCUGCUGGGUCAAGAAAUAGGAGGUGGGGCGUAACGGAACUGCUUGUUGGAUUGUUUUUUGGCGUUCGGAGGAGGGUUGAUAGUUCACUAAGGUACUAGUAACUAUUACGACAGUUACGUUUGUUAGCAUGUUUUAGUAGCUAAGUAAUAGAUUAUGCAAUAAAUAUACUAUACUUUCCAGCUAUGUAACAAAACUUAAACAAAUAA